GAUAAAGGGCUCAACGCAAAAUCCUUUGACAAGGUGAAUUCGCAUCGUGAGAACUUGUUGUCGGUGUAUGGGCUCAUGUACGCAGUGUACCUCAUCCGCUCAGUGGUGGUGGGCGGCACUGUUUGGCUUAGCCCUGAUUGUUCGUCGUGGCUCGUGUUCCUGACCCGCAAUAUUUACAAGCGGACCUUGGAUAAUUUGAAAGGCGACGUGACGAAAGCCAAAACCAGAGAGGACAAUGCUUGCGCAGAGGUUACAGCAUAUUUGGCCAUGAUGGCUGCUGUCCGUGGUGCCUACAUUGCUGUGGAGAACCCGCUCGCAUCGUUGCUGUUCAAGUUUGCUCCUAUUGCCUCUGCUCUGCAGAUACUGGGG
Prorocentrum cordatum is the source of this 369-nucleotide messenger RNA. The record is from the annotation of a GenBank genome assembly. NCBI's taxonomy places the organism in Eukaryota, Dinophyceae, Prorocentrales, Prorocentraceae.